AGUCGAGCGAAUUAGCUAGAACACAGAAAAAGCUCAAUUCGGAGAAGAGAGAGAAAGCUUCUCAUACUUCAUCAAUGGCGAUUUCUUUUCUUCCUCCCACUUCCAUCCAGGGAAAGCUCAACCACCACAGUCACCAACGCCCCUAUUUUCUCUCGUCACCGCCGCCGCCUCACCGGCUUCCUAUGCGCGUGGUGGCGUUCCAGCGAGGAGACUUCGAGUCCUUGAAGCGGCGCGUAUUAUCAGGUGAAGCUUUGAAGGAAGUAUGGCACUCCGCCAACGACGGAUUCGAACAGCUUGUCUUCGACGCUAGGAAGGCUGCUGAGCGGUUUGACCGCCGUUACUCCAUCUCCCGUCGCCUUUCUUCCGCCGCUGAAGCUGCCUCCGUUCGCGUUCGUGAAAUGGACCGUGACUAUGAGGUUACUCAGAAAUGGCGAACUUUCUCUCUCGACUUCUCCCGCAAUUUGCCUAGGUAUAGGAAGCAGUUCAAUAGUUUCAUGGAUACUCCCCUUGGAAGGAGUUCUGCAACAAUCUUCUUCUUAUGGUUUGCUUUGUCCGGAUGGCUGUUUCGGUGUUUAAUUAUUGCCACUUGGGUAUUGCCAAUUGCUGGUCCUCUUCUGCUCACCGCUGUUGCUAAUAAAAUGACCGUAAAGGGUGCUUGCCCGGCAUGCAAGAGGGAGUUUAUAGGCGUGAAGAACAGUGUAAUACGUUGUCAAGGUUGUCGUAACAUUGUCUGGCAGCCACAAGGCACACAAGAUGAUUUCUUCUCAAGAGGUGACAAAAGAACACAGUCAAAGAAUUCUGAUAUCAUAGACGUUGAAUUUGAGGAGAAGUGAUGAAAACCGAUAUAUAACUCAAUUUGGAGAUGAUGUUAACCUGUUCCAUUCGGGACCAACAAGCUGGAAAAAUAGGAAUGCAAUCAUAAGCUGGAGAAAGAGAAAAGUGUGUUCCUGUUUAGGAUGCCUACACAGUCACACACUCGGAUUCUAGGAAUUGAUUUUGGUUAAGAUGUUGCUGCUAUAUUCUAUAUGUUGGAAUCUGAAAUAGUCACAUCUGAAAUAGUCACAUUGAGAAGCAUAAUGCUGCUUAUCUUCUUUUUUGGGAUCUUUGUUUCUACAUUUAGAAAGCUGAUAGGCUGGUAUGUAAUAAUUUGUUCUGUUGGUGCAUUCACUUCGCCAUUGUACAGUAAAAGAUCUCAUCAUACUUCGUGUGUAGAUAAUUUGGUUGAAGUUCGAGUGUUAAGUGUUAACUUAUCCAAUGUACUUGUGUUACCUGCUUUUAGGUAGCUUUUCUUUGCA
Messenger RNA from Spinacia oleracea (spinach), 1295 nucleotides. RefSeq lists its product as uncharacterized. Gene Ontology annotation, cellular component: chloroplast. The coding region runs from base 75 to 833 and encodes 252 amino acids. The record is from RefSeq and is a predicted model, not a curated record. Lineage: Eukaryota; Viridiplantae; Streptophyta; Magnoliopsida; Caryophyllales; Amaranthaceae. The transcript is spliced from 4 exons.